This is a messenger RNA of Lethenteron reissneri (Far Eastern brook lamprey), 3402 nucleotides long. RefSeq names its product ceramide-1-phosphate transfer protein-like. The record is from RefSeq and is a predicted model, not a curated record. Gene Ontology annotation, molecular function: ceramide 1-phosphate transfer activity; ceramide 1-phosphate binding. Gene Ontology annotation, cellular component: cytosol; cytoplasm; membrane. Gene Ontology annotation, biological process: ceramide transport; intermembrane lipid transfer. NCBI's taxonomy places the organism in Eukaryota, Metazoa, Chordata, Hyperoartia, Petromyzontiformes, Petromyzontidae.
CUGUCUUUGAUCGUCACGCCGAUGACAAAUCUGUUUUAUGAUUGAGGAAAACGUCGUGGUUUGAACCCCGUCCGGGACGGAAAUUUUCCCGAAGCAGCCGCUGCACCAUCUCGGUAUCCGGUGCAGCGUCACGCGCGGAGACCGGCACACGCUGGCGUUGGUGCUCCCGGUAGCGCCCGGACCUUCGACCGGAGACCACGCCGAGCAAUUUGCCUCUCGGUGUAAAGGUCACGGCCUGAAUCGAUCGCGCCGCCUCGCCCGGGUGUUCCGGGGGCCUCCUCUUGGCUCCACGCCCACGCUGGUCGGGGGUCGCCCGGCUAGCGGGGCGAAGGUCGCCGCCGCCGCGCGGACCGUGCCGAGGGUCACAGAGCCGGCGGGAGCCGAGCUGCAUCUAUGGCGGACGCGGGGAGCGGGGAGGAGCGGCGGGGAGCGUUCCGCCUGCAGGCUGUGUUGGACGAGUUCCGCGGUUGCGUGGACGAGCGGGGGGACGUGCUGCUGGCGGGAUACCUGCUCGGGUGGAAGGAGCUGGUGAGGUUCAUGAACGGCCUGGGCGCCGUCUUCUCCUUCAUCUCGAGGGACGCGGCGACGAAGAUCAACAUCCUGCAGGGCCUACUCGACGGAGAGGAGGCGCACAACUACCGCACCCUACAGGCCAUGGCCCGACUGGAGGUGGCCCACACUCCGGCAUUCUCUGCAGCACCCGGCCACGUGCACUCGGGCUGCCGCGACUUCCUGCGACUGCACCGCGCGCUGCUGUGGCUGCACCUGUUCCUGGAGAAGCUGCGCACGAGUGACGAGGCCUCGGAGCGGCCCUCCGUCCUGUGCGCCGAGGCGUACGGGGCCUCUCUCGCUCAGCAUCACCCGUGGCUGGUGCGCAGGGCCUCGGCCCUGGCCUUCCGCACGCUGCCCGCCCGCCAGGUCUUCCUGGCCCGGCUGGGCGCAGGCCCCGAGAAGGAGGUUCUGGCCGUGCUGGGAGAGACGGUACCGGCCAUCGUGAAGGUGUAUGACAUCUCGCAGCGCCUCUACGAGCACUACCAGAUCCUCUCCCUGCCGUAGGAAAGGGUUUGGCGAUUCACCCUCAAGUUGGGAAGUUCGGAAACAUGAUGGUAUUGGAUGGCCACUGUCGAUGGAGCUUGCGGGUGUGCGUGGAUCCAUCUGUGCAGAGCUCCCAACGAUGCCCUGUCGUGUGCCUGGUGGAUUUUCUCCAGGUACCGUGGUUUUAUAAAGAAAAAUACUGGAAAGAACUGUGGUUCGAUUUUGACAAAAAUUACGUACCAACCUAUGUCGAUUUUUAUGAAUAAAUUUUCCUCAUGUUUUCAGAAAAUUCAAUAAAGUCACUCAUUUGCACUAAAACAGUAGUUCUGCCUGAUUAUUUUCAUGAAAAAUUCAUUUAUUCUGAAAAAAAUCGAGGAAAAAAACAUCCACGUAGUUAAAAAUAAAAAAACGCUAAAAUUCCAAUGGUUUUCACGAGAAUGGGCUCGCCUAAGUACGGUCCGUUGUUUUAUAAAGAACAAGUAAACCCGUAAAAACAAAGUUUUUCACUCUAAAUCCUUUAUAUGCGUGGCGGCUAGAGUUCUCUCGUCCUCUGGCUUGAGAUGGCUGCAAUCUAUGGGUCAGAUGAUUGUCUGCCAGUAUUAAGCAAUUGGUAAUUAAAUAUUUAAUUAGUUUUCCCUAAACAGUGUAAAAUUUUGGAAAAAAAAUUCACGAAAAUUAAUUGUCACACACAACGAGUCUGUGUGGAAAAUGUCAGCUCGAUUGGAUCACGGGAAGUGGGUUAAACAACGAGCGAAAGAUUUGCACGGUCCUAAGCAAGCAAGCGAACUUAAUAUAAAGGAUUUAAAAAUAUAUUCGCCUGUGCAGGACGCGGGGAUCGAUCCCGCGAACUUUGGCAUGGGAAGCGAGGGCGCUACUAACUGCGCUACUCCACCACGGCCUGUGGAGGGGUUACGCUCUGGGCUCUUGCACUGUGAUGUUCAGCCAAAGCCAUGAAUGCGUUCUAUUUGAAUAUAUGUAAAAUAAUUUUUUUUGGCCUAAAAAGUGUAAAAUUUUGGGAAUUUUUUUUCACGAACAAUAAUUGUCUGGCACAACGAGUCUGUGUGGAAAAUGUCAGCUCGAUUGGAUCACGGGAAGUGGGUUAAAAAACGACCGAAAGAUUUGCACGGUCCUAAGCAAGCAAGCAAGCACGCGAACUUAAUAUAAAGGAUUUAAAAAUACUGGAAAAUACUGUUGUUCGAUUUUGACAAAAAUGACAUACUGUCGAUUUUUACGAAAAAUUAUGCUCAUGUUUUCGGAAAAUUCAAUAAGGAAUUCACUCAUGUGCAUUAAAACUGUAGUUCUGCCUGAUUAUUUUCAUGAAAAAUUAUUUUAUUCUGAAAAAAAUUAAAAAAAUAACAUCCAGAUGAUUGUUGAAAAAUGCUAUAACACGCUCAAAUUUCAAUGGAUUUCACGAGAAUGUGCUCGUAUAAGUACGGCCUAUUGUUUUAUAAAAAAAAUACUGGCAGGAAAUGUGGUUCGAUUUUGACAAAAAUGACGUACUAACCUUUGUCGAUUUUUAUGAAUAAAUUAUGCUCAUAUUUUCAGAAAAUUCAAUAAAGAAGUCACUCAUUUGCACUCAAACUGUAGUUCUUCCUGAUUAUUUUCAUGAAAAAUUAAUUUAUUCUGAAAAAAAUGGGGGGAAAAACAUCCACGUAGUUGUUAAAAAAUAAACGCAAAAAUUCCAAUGGUUUUCACGAGAAUGUGCUCGCCUAAUACGGCCCAUUGUUUUAUAAAGAAAAAUACUGGAAAAUACUGUAGUUCGAUUUUGACAAAAAAUGACAUACUAACCUCUGUCUAUUUUUACGAAAAAAUGAUGCUCAUGUUUUCGGAAAAUUCAAUAAGGAAUUCACUCAUGUGCAUUAAAACUGUAAUUCUGCCUGAUUAUUUUCAUGAAUAAUUAUUUUAUUCUGAAAAAAAUUGAUAAAAAAAACAUCCAGAUGAUUGUUGAAAAAUGCUAAAAACACGCAAAAAUUUCAAUGGAUUUCACGAGAAUGUGCUCGCAUAAGUACGGCCUAUUGUUUUAUAAAAAAAAUACUGGCAGGAAAUGUGGUUCGAUUUUGACAAAAAUGACGUACUAACCUAUGUCGAUUUUUAUGAAUAAAAUUUCCUCAUAUUUUCAGAAAAUUCAAUAAAGAAGUCACUCAUUUGCACUCAAACUGUAGUUCUUCCUGAUGAUUUUCAUGAAAAAUUCAUUUAUUCUGAAAAAAAUGGGGGGAAAACAUCCACGUAGUUGUUAAAAAAAUAAACGCAAAAAUUCCAAUGGUUUUCACGAGAAUGUGCUCGCCUAAUACGGCCCAUUGAUUUAUAAAGAAAAAUACUGGCAGGAAAUGUGGUUCGAUUUUGACAAAAAUGACGUACUAACCUAUG